AUGAGUGAGCUCAGCAGACCCGAGGAAGACCUUCAGGAGCCAGGAGAGGCCCAGGGCCCUGUAGAGGUGCAGCUCUUGGUGGCUGAGGUGGGGGAGGCCCCACGUGACUUGGCCUCCUACCCCCCAGCAUCCUGCUCCACUCCUGUGGAGCCCUUGCCCCGAGAAAUUCUGAACGAGAUGAUGGCUAACCUUAUGAAGUUCCUGCUCCUCAAGUAUCGAGCCAAGAAGCUGACCUCCCUGGCAGAAAUGCUGAAUAAUGUCUUCAGGGAUAACCAGGAGCACUUCCCGGUGGUCUUCAGUCAAGCCUUAGAGUACCUGCAGCUGGCCUUUGGUGUGGAGGUGAAGGAGGUGGAUCCCACAGAGCACAUCUACGUCUUGGUCCCCACCCUGGGCCUCACCUGCGAUGAGAUGCUGAGCGAUGGGCAGGGCCUGCCCAAGGCCGGCCUCCUGGUGCUGGUCCUCAGCGUGAUCAUGUGUAGUGGAGACCCGGCCCCUGAGGAGGCAGUCUGGGGAGCACUCAGCAUGAUGGGGGUGUAUGUUGGGAGCGAGCACUGUGUCUUUGGGGAGCCCAGGGAGCUGCUGACCCAAGUGUGGGUGUGGGAGAGGUACCUGGAGUACCGGCAGGUGCCUGACAGUGACCCUGCUCGCUACGAGUUCCUGUGGGGUCCCCGGGCCUAUGCGGAGACCAGCAAAGAGCACGUCAUGGCGUUUGUGCUCAGGGUCAGACAAAGGGCUUUGAGGGCCUUCCCACUCCUGUCUGCAGAGGCUGCGAGGGAGGAGGAAUAG
Molecule: messenger RNA, 786 nt
Organism: Budorcas taxicolor (takin)
Lineage: Eukaryota; Metazoa; Chordata; Mammalia; Artiodactyla; Bovidae
Product: melanoma-associated antigen 10-like
Exons: 1
Coding region: 1-786 (261 amino acids)
Biological process (GO): negative regulation of transcription by RNA polymerase II
Cellular component (GO): nucleus
Source: RefSeq, a predicted model, not a curated record